UGUUCCAGCAAAACGCCUGUUGACUUAAUUCCAAAUUUCGGUUGAAAACGGAUUUUGAGAACGGAGCUGAGCGGCCUCGGCGCCAGGAAGUUGCUGCUGAGCCCGUGAGUGCCCGGUGGGGCGGGGGGUGCGUUUCUCGGUACCGGCUGCGCGGUGCCCUCUCCCCGGAGUACCGGCAGGCCGCAGCCGUCAUGGCCCGUUCUCCCGUCGCCAGGUGCAUCGAGGAGCGCUACAAAGCCGUCUGCAGCGCCGCCAGGACACGCUCUGUCCUGUCCCUCGGCGUCGCCUGUUUCAAGCAGCUCCCGGAGAAGUCUGAGAACACGUACCUGUGCCAGAUCUACAACCUCACGCUGCUCUGCACCGAGGAUUAUGUGGUCGAGCCCCAGUCAGUGCAGUUCCUGGUGCAGCACGGCUUCGACUUCAACAAGCAGUACUCCCAGGGGAUCCCUUACCACAAGGGCAACGACAAGGGCAACGAGAGCCAGAGCCUGAGUGUUCGGACGCUGUUCCUGGAGCUCAUCCGGGCCAAGAAGCCGCUGAUCCUCCACAAUGGCCUGAUCGACCUGGUGUUCCUGUACCAGUGCUUCUACGCCCACCUCCCGGAGAACCUGGGCACCUUCACCGCCGACCUCUCCGAGAUGUUCCCGGCAGGAAUAUACGACACCAAGUACGCCUCGGAGUUUGAGACACGCUUUGUAGCCUCCUACUUGGAGUACGCCUACAAGAAGUGCAAGCGAGAGAACUGCAAGCUGAGGGAGUCGAGCGCGCAGCACCUCACGGUGGAGUUCUGCAAUUACCCCGCCGACAUGUCCCGCUACAUCGACUACCGCUACUGCUCUCUGGAGGAGGACAGCCACAGCAGUGCUGCAGGGGGCAACAAGGUGCCUGUCUGUGAGAAGUUUUCAGCCUAUGGGUGGUGUCCAAAAGGGGUGAAGUGUCCAGAGUCUCAUAACAUUGACCUCAUCAUUGACGAGGACGACAAGCUUUGGGAGAAGCGCAAGAAACGGAAGCACAGGUGGAAGCAUCGCAAGAACAUGAAGGUGCUCGCAACGGCAUUCCAGCAGGAAAGCUCAGGGGACAACAUGGAGCAAGCUCAGAACGGGGAGGAGGGACCACCACGGAAGCAGAGCUGCUAUGAGCCUGCAGCUGCCAUAGAGCUGGCAGAGAUCGCACCCAACGGGGAGGGCAGGCCACUGGAGGAGAUCUCCAUGGACAUGGAAACAGAGGUCAGCUCAGACACCAGCACACAAUGGGAAGAGAAUCUGGGGGGCACUGAAAGAACUGACCAGGGGACAGCUGCCCAGAGCCCUUCUGCCAGGGGAAAUGCCUCUGACAGUGACCAAGCAGAGAAGAAGUCCAAGGUUGGGUCGGGCUCAGCCAGUCACCCAGCCACCUGUGAGACUGAGGCAGCAGGUGCUGCAGGAAAGAAGGAAGCCCAUGGCCCUCCUUCCCAGGGGGGCACACACCGAGCUGGCUUUGAUGCGUUCAUGACUGGCUAUAUCAUGGCUUACGUCUGGAUGCUCAAGCAAGGGAAAAACACAGACCCCAGUGCAGGGCCCUGGUUGCCAGACUGCCAUAAUAAACUGUACCUCAGUGGGAAAUCAGUGCCACUGCAAAUAGUGAAGAGCUUGUUUUCUAAAUCUUCCAAAGCUCACAGCGAGAAGAUAAAGUUGGCCUGGGACACUGCAUAGAGCUACAGCACUCCUCACUAAACUGCUUUUUUUGUCUCCUCCAAGUUUUGGAGUUCUUUUUUCCAUCAGGAACUUGCAAAAAAGGGAACGGGUUUCAUAUUCUUAUUUGUGUUUAACAUCUGACCCAUUAAAUUGCUCUCAGUUGGAGUUGCCCGUGUUCCUUAGUGGCAUGCAGGGAUGUGAAGGCAGAGAUGAGGCUGAAGGGGGGCAAAUGUACCUUUGGUUAGAGCAUGCAGAAAUGAGACCGUUGCCCCUACAGGAGAGAAGGGAAGGAGAAAAUUCACAUGGGAAUGUGCUGAUUCUAGAGCUGGCUAACGGCAUGCAGAACCAAGCCAGAGCAGGUCUUCAGACUUGUUCCAAGGGCAGAGGCAGUGGGGCUGAAAGCCAGAUAUGGGAUCCUGAGAAACUGCACAGCUUCCUGUGCUACUAAAGCUAAUUAGGGCUAGAACAGAGCAGCCACCAUGGCAAGCACUCUGCAGGCUACUGUCAAAAGCCAUCUUAGCUGGUAGCUCACAAGACACGGCCAGAGCAGAAAAAAAACAUCCUUGAGUCUCAUGGAUUCAAUAGUGGAACUCUUCAAUGAGAUACAGGAGAGAAAUAACAUUUACUGAGGAUGAGUUUUCCUUGGGUAUAACUCAGCACUGAGUAAUAGCAAAUAUCUCAAUCCGAGAUUAAUGGCAUUUCUAUUUUAAGUAAGCAUUCAAACCAGCUUUUUUAACUUAAAGCAGUUGUCCUCUUAAUCACAAGACUCAGGCCUUGAUUUCAUUUUUAUUUUGAAAGCAAGUUGGGAAAGUUUACAAAACCUGACCAAGAAAAAAAUUAUGAAAAUAUUUAAGUGGAUUCAUCUUUGGUUACUUCUUAUUGCAGUUCCAAUAAAACAUACACCAUUUCUAUAGUUCAAAAAAGUCAGAAGGUCAAUCAACAUAAAAACAAGACGUGCUUUCUUUACAUAUUCAUAAAUAUCCGCAAUAUUAGAAAAGUUGUUUCGCAAAGAUUUUUUUUCUGGCAGUGUUAACUUACUAUUAUACACAGGCUACAAACUUCUUCCUAAGCCUUUAAUUACAAGUUCAGCUAUUUACAGACUGCAAAAUAUUAAGACGUAAAACUCCUUC
Melospiza georgiana is the source of this 2803-nucleotide messenger RNA. It is a transcript of the gene TOE1, whose product is annotated as target of EGR1, exonuclease. The transcript has 6 exons. The record is from RefSeq and is a predicted model, not a curated record. Gene Ontology annotation, biological process: snRNA 3'-end processing. Gene Ontology annotation, cellular component: cytoplasm; Cajal body. Gene Ontology annotation, molecular function: metal ion binding; snRNA binding; 3'-5'-RNA exonuclease activity. The coding region runs from base 192 to 1691 and encodes 499 amino acids. NCBI's taxonomy places the organism in Eukaryota, Metazoa, Chordata, Aves, Passeriformes, Passerellidae.